Messenger RNA from Otolemur garnettii (small-eared galago), 1872 nucleotides. Its product is annotated as solute carrier family 15 member 1-like. The record is from RefSeq and is a predicted model, not a curated record. Gene Ontology annotation, molecular function: dipeptide transmembrane transporter activity. Gene Ontology annotation, cellular component: membrane. The transcript has 21 exons. Gene Ontology annotation, biological process: oligopeptide transport; transmembrane transport. The coding region runs from base 1 to 1872 and encodes 623 amino acids. NCBI's taxonomy places the organism in Eukaryota, Metazoa, Chordata, Mammalia, Primates, Galagidae.
AUGGCUCGGUUCUACACUUACGUCAACCCAGCGGAGGUCGAAGCGCAAUUUGAUGAGGACGAAAAGAAAAAGAACAUGGAAAAGAGCAACCCAUAUGCUGCAUCAGAAAUGUCGAAAUCAAACAGUUGCUUUGGUUACCCCCUGAGCAUCUUCUUCAUCGUGGUCAAUGAGUUCUGUGAAAGAUUUUCCUACUAUGGAAUGAAAGCAAUCCUGAUUCUGUAUUUCACGAAUUUCAUCAGCUGGAAUGAUAAUCUCUCCACCGCCAUCUACCACACGUUUGUUGCUCUGUGCUACCUGACGCCCAUCCUUGGAGCCCUUAUUGCUGACUCAUGGCUGGGAAAGUUCAAGACCAUUGUGUCUCUGUCCAUCGUCUACACAAUUGGACAAAUAAUCAUUUCGAUAAGCUCAAUUAGUGACCUCACAGACCACAACCGUGACGGGAUCCCUGACAACCUUCCUACACACAUAGUGCUGUCCAUGAUGGGCCUGGCCCUGAUCGCGCUGGGCACUGGAGGAAUUAAGCCCUGUGUGUCUGCAUUUGGUGGAGAUCAGUUUGAAGAGGACCAGGAAAAACAAAGAAACAGAUUUUUUUCCAUGUUUUAUUUGGCCAUUAAUGCUGGAAGUUUGCUUUCUACCAUCAUCACGCCCAUGCUCAGAGUUCAACAAUGUGGAAUUUACGAUCAAGAAGCUUGUUACCCACUGGCAUUUGGGGUUCCUGCUGCCCUCAUGGCUGUAUCCCUGAGCAGGUCCCCAGCUACAACCACCAUCACCUCCUCUUGUGGCUUCAUCGUCACAAAUGAGCGGCUUAUCUGUCAAAUCAAGAUGGUGACGAAGGUGAUGUUCCUGUAUAUUCCACUGCCCAUGUUCUGGGCCUUGUUUGACCAGCAGGGCUCCCGAUGGACACUGCAAGCAACAACUAUGAACGGGAAAAUGGGAGCUAUUGAAAUUCAGCCGGAUCAGAUGCAGACCGUGAACCCCAUCUUGAUCGUUAUCAUGGUCCCCAUCUUCGAUGGUGUGCUGUAUCCUCUGAUUGCAAAGUGUGGUUUCAACUUCACCUCCUUAAGGAGGAUGACGGCUGGAAUGUUCCUGGCUGCCAUGGCCUUCGUGGUGGCUGCACUUGUCCAGGUGGAAAUUGACUGGGCCCCCAAUCGCUACCGCGUGGUAAAUGAUAGCCUUAACAAGAAGCCGGACAAAGGAGAAAAUGGAGUCAGAUUUGUAAAUACUUUCAAUGAGCUCAUCAGCGUCACCGUGAGUGGGAAGGUUUAUGAAAACAUCACCAGUUAUGAUGCCAGCCAGUACCAGUUUUUCACUUCUGGCAUAAAAACCUUCACAAUGAACUCAUCAAAGAUUUUGCCACAGUGUCCACGUGAUUUCCAAUCUUCCUACCUUGGAUUUGGCAGUGCCUAUACCUAUGUAAUCAAAAGGAAGGAUGAUGGCUGCGCUGAAGUGAAGGCGUUUGAAGACAUUCCACCCAACACAGUUAACAUGGCUCUGCAGAUCCCACAGUAUUUUCUCAUCACUUGUGGCGAGGUGGUCUUCUCUAUCACAGGAUUGAAAUUUUCAUAUUCUCAGGCUCCUUCCAACAUGAAGUCGGUGCUUCAAGCAGGGUGGCUGCUGACGGUGGCUGUGGGCAACAUCAUUGUGCUCAUCGUGGCCGGGGCAGGCCAGAUCAGCCAACAGUGGGCUGAAUACAUUCUAUUUGCCGCGUUGCUUCUCGUCGUCUGCGUAAUAUUUGCCAUCAUGGCUCGGUUCUACACUUACGUCAACCCAGCGGAGGUCGAAGUGCAAUUUGAUGAGGACGAAAAGAAAAAGAACAUGGAAAAGAGCGACCCAUAUGCUGCAUCAGGCCCUGACUUCCAGACACAGAUGUGA